AUGUUCUCAUACAAUAACAUACAAAUAAUACCCAGAAUACUACGAUGUUCACAUCUAGCAUCUAACUCAACAACACUACGGCAUUUUGCCACUACACUCCCGAGAUCAAUAGCAACAAAACCAUCACAAUUCAAAAAACACAAAGAUUCAUUUGAUGAUCUUUUCAUCUACAAAACCUUAUCAUCAACAAAAUAUCAAGAUGACGAAUUAAUAAAAUGCACAAUUUUCAAUGAAAAUGGAGAUAUGAUUCAUCAUGGUAAAGAAAUUGCCAAAUCAAAAUUCAUGAAACAAUAUAACUUAGUACCUCGAGAUUUUAGAAAAAUUUCAAAACAUACUGCAGUACUGGGGAAUAAGAAUCCGAGUUUAAUGAUGCAUAAUAUUGAAUUAGUACCGAGUUUAGUUACUAGAAGGAAUUGUAUUAUGUUGAACUUGUCAAAUGUGAGAGCAUUAAUUAAUAAAGAUAAAGUUACAUUAUUUGAUUCUAAUUCAUUUUCUAGAAGUGAAAGUCAUACUCAACUGCAGUUUCUCAAGGAACUCGGAGAUAAACUUAAAACAAAAGAUGAAUCACAUACUCAUGAUGAAUAUUACGAGUUUAAAGCCUUAGAGGCAAUAUUAAUUCAUGUUAUUGCAAAUUUAACAACAGAAAUGAAAGUUCACAAGACUAUAGUAACAAAUGUACUAAAUGGACUAGAUGAAAGUAUAGAAAGAUUUAAAUUACGUUAUUUAUUAAUCCAACUGAAAAAAUUAGCGCAAUUUCAACAAAAAGUAACAUUAAUCCGAGAUUUACUCGAGGAUGUGCUAGAAAGAGAUGAUGAAUUGAAUGACUUGUACUUAACCGAUAAAAGAACCGGUACAAAUCAUGCAGAAGUGGAAAUGUUAUUAGAAUCUUAUUACAAGACUGCUGAUGAAAUCGUACAAACUGUUGAAAAUUUAAGAUCUCAAAUUAAAACUACUGAAGAAAUCAUCAAUAUUGUUUUAGAUUCAAAUAGAAAUGAAUUAAUGUUAUUGGGUUUAAAAUUUUCUACCGGAUUAUUAUCAAUGGGUAUAGCAUUAUAUUUCGCUGCGUUAUACGGUAUGAAUUUAGAAAAUUUUAUAGAAGAAUCAAAUGGUGGAUUUGAAUUUGUUGUUACAUUAUCUUUGUUGUCAUUAGCUGGUUUAUUAUUCAUUAGUGUUAAACAAUUAAGAAAAGUUGAAAAAAUUACAAUGACUAAUUUCAAAGGUGGUAGAAAUAGAUAA
Molecule: messenger RNA, 1236 nt
Organism: Lodderomyces jiufengensis
Lineage: Eukaryota; Fungi; Ascomycota; Pichiomycetes; Serinales; Debaryomycetaceae
Exons: 1
Coding region: 1-1236 (411 amino acids)
Biological process (GO): mitochondrial magnesium ion transmembrane transport
Cellular component (GO): mitochondrial inner membrane
Molecular function (GO): magnesium ion transmembrane transporter activity
Source: RefSeq, a predicted model, not a curated record